AUUGGAAUUGAGGACUUGCGUCUUGUUGCUUCAAAAAUGUCCGUAAUUUAUCUGCUGUGCAUUAUUGCGUCGCAAAUGACAGUUGUAUUGUCCAAUGCAGGGAAUAUUUGGACGUACAGAGGUUCACUAGGCCCUGACCACUGGCACAUUGAUUAUCCUCACUGCGGGGGCACACACCAGUCUCCAAUCGACCUGCAGACCCGAGAUGCGGUCGUGGACCCGACUCAUCUGUCCCCGAUCGUCUUCUACGGCUAUGACCGUGUCUCUAACCUCAACUAUACCCUAGAGAACAACGGCCACACUGUUCAGAUUGGUUUGAACGAAAAAACGAUGAUGAUCUCUGGUGGAGGCUUGAGUGACACGUACAUUGCCGAGCAGUUCCACUUCCACUGGGGAGCCGUGGACGAGCGGGGUUCGGAGCACUCCCUCAAUGGUCGCUACUUUCCCAUGGAGAUGCACAUCGUCCAUUACAACAAGAAGUACGGUAAUAUCUCCUCCUCUGUUGACAAAGCGGAUGGUCUGGCAGUGCUCGGCUUCUUCUUUGAGGUUGGCCGAUUCAACUUCCAUUUUCAAGAAAUCAUCAAUAAUUUUGGCGAUAUUCAGUACAAAGAUGAGAAAGUCCAGAUACACUCCAUCCCCAUGAUAGACCUGAUGCCCGCCCGUCUAGCCAACUACUACCGCUACGUCGGUAGUCUGACCACGCCCCCUUGCUAUGAAAGUGUCACGUGGACCAUUUUUAAUGAAACCAUUGAGAUAGCAGAAGAGCAGUUGGUACAAUUCCGUACAACAAUCUUCGAAAACGACAAAAGCGACGGCGGCGUUUCGAUGGACUUAUCCGACGACUACCGACCCGUCCAGUGCAUGUUCCGACGCCGGCUGUAUGCCAGCCAUCCAUCCCUGAAAUACAAUGCGGCUACCCAAAAUGUCAUGGUAGUCGGAGACGGAAAUAGCGCCGCCUCAAACGAACCGCACCGUAUAAGCCUCUUUUUUAUGUGUUCCGCCUGGUUAUGGUUUUUACAAUUAUUCUUCUCUCUAUGAAAAUGCAAAGUGUUUUUGUGUAUACUUAACGUCUAAUUGGAAUUUUUUUGACCUCAGUAGUUUGCUUUUAGUAGAAAUAAGAUGUGGCGUGUAUUCAACAAUUACUUUCUAUGGAAAAACACAAUAUGUGCACUCAAAUACCGUUUGUUAAUUAAAUAAUGCGGCAAUAAGUAUCUGCAACUAAUCUUUUCAAUGUUCGUGUUUAUACAUUGCGUCUCUGUAAUUGAACUUUCUGUGAAUAUUUUCUUAAAGUUUUCAUGCUUCAAAAUAAGAUAACAAUACAAAGCUGACUUGUGUACGUCGAAAUCAUAAAACAUAAGUAUACUAUACUAUAAAGACCAUAACACAAGGCAGAGGUGGACCGGGCUUCUAUAAUUGACCCACGGCUGUUCGGCACUUUGCCCGAGUGCCAAUCAAUAUCCGCAGGGGGCCGAGUAUAGACGUGCGGCCCAGCCCUGUCGUGUGUUAUCCUUAUAUAACAUUAACUCCUUUUUUGUUUAUUCACUAAAAUUGAUUACCGAACCAGCUCUGUGUUUCAUUUAAUUGAUUACACUAUAUAUGGAUUUUAGGUACAAUAAUUCGGACGUGUUGGUUAAGUUAACAGUAAAAUAUUGUUAAAAAGGCAUUGAAUCGAAAACGUAAUUCGAAUUGCGUGCUUGUCAUGCAUGUUUGGAAACUUCGAUAAAAAUACGAUAUAUUGCUAGGGUAGAGGUAGAGACAUUUUCCACUUCACUUACUGAAUGAUUUGUACAUAACUUCUUUUAUCAUUUAGAUUACUUAAGAUAUAUAGCAUAUGCAUAUUUUUUCAUCUCUGAUUGCAUAACACUAUUAAGUGUUAUUUUUCAGUCUUCCUAUGCAUUUUUUUGUUUACAAUAUUGCAAUAAAAUGUGCUCGAACAUUCGAUAUCGCACAUCAUGGUUUUUGUUGAAGUGGUGAGCAGUCGUUGCAAAUUUUUCCAAAACACCUUCGUGAUAUGUAAAAUAAAUUUAGAUAUAUGGAUGUAUUUAAAAUAAGUUAAGCUAAUGGAAGAAAGAACAGAAAAUUGAAGUUCAUAUAGUUGAAAUUAAAAUUUAAUCAGCAUUGGAUUUAAGUUGUUAUUGAGCUACGUGUGUCUUUUUAGAUAAUACAUUUGGUUUGUUGCUGACUCCUAUAAAAGUAAAAUAGUUUCAUCAAUGUAAUAUACCAUACAGUUUCAGUCGAAAUCGAUAUUAUCACAAUCGUGUGCUACGUAUAAGUAUCAUUCUGUUAUUUUUUUCCCAUUUAUUUGUGGCUAAAUUGUAUUAACCAUAGCUGGCUAAGACUCAACGUGGACGGUAUGUAAUACUAGAACUUACCAGUUCGACAUAUUGCAUGAUUUAUCGUUUGCCAACCGUUGUGUACACACCGGUCUUACUGACAAAAACAUAGUGACGUCACCAUCUAUGUAUAGAAUGGUUUGCUAACCUUUUAAAGUUGCAAACAAGCUAUGUAGAAUUGGAAGAAGGCAGUCUGUUUGAUAUAUUGAAUACGUUCAUUUGUGUGAAGUGAAUUAAACAUAAGCAGCUAUGAACGUCAAACUACACCUGUAGGCGAGAACUCUAUGAAAGAUCCCAGCCUAUGGUCUCUCUUGUAUAUGUUUGUCCAUUUCGCAACCGUAACCGUGUAUAGACCGUAUCCACAUAUAUUCAGAUGUGUAAUGGUGUACUAUUAUAUAUAUGAUAACUUGUCAAAAUAUACAUGCAUGUGAUGUAAGUUUAUUUCCUUAUGAUCAUAUUUCCAAAAAACUGUUAAGAUUUCUGUGUGUGUGUGUGUGUGUGUGUGUGUGUGUGUGUGUGUGUGUGUGUGUGUGUGUGUGUGUGUGUGUGUGUGUGUGUGUGUGUGUGUGUGUGUGUGUGUGUGUGUGUGUGUGUAAUUUUAGACUAUUAAUUAUUAGUUAAGCGUUAUUGCAAAUAUUUUCAAUCAAACAAAUUCAUUGUGAAAUAAAUAGUUUAAUUAUGUUAUGCUCAGUAUACUAGUAUUGAACAACUACGACGGGGCGCCAAUAUUGCAUCAUGAGUAAAACAUAGUAAUAAGGUCAGGCAUGUAUGCGCAAUGAUUGAUACCUUUAUUGGCGUCGCACUGAAGGGCGGCGACUCGUGUGUAAUACGUUUUUUUUUCGCUUAUGGGAGGAGAAUUUAUUUUACGGAUCAAUGUACAUAUUUUUGUUGUCAGAAUAUCUUGCAUAGUGGUGAUUUUUUGUGUAAAUUAGUGUAAAUAAGUACUGCAUUUGUGCCUAUUACAUUUACUACAACAUUUAUUGCCAAUAAUGCAAGGCUAAUUCUUUUUGUAAAUAACUGAUAACAGGGACUAGGCAAUACUAAAAGAUAACAAGGACUGGGCAAAUACGCGAACCGGUGAAACUGUCUGGUUUUGUAUAAAAACAAAACAUGAUCAAAAUAUAUUUAUUUUGGUUUUUUCUAACAAUAGCGCAGACUUUUGCUGUUCGAGUUUUGGUUAACGCGUAUUUUCUUCAAUGUUAAAAGACGACAGCAAUUACACGGUUUAUUGCUUUAUUGAUAACCGUUACACUACAGUCACUUAUUAAUAUCUUAGUAAGAAGGUGAUUUUUCAAGCGGUUCCGUAGUGUAGUGGUUACACGCUCGCUUCACAUGUGAGAGGCCCAAGGUUCGAGCCCCAGUAGAAUCAAAUUAGUUUAUUUGUGUUCUAUGUUAACUUUUUGUUUUGAUGUAGACAUUUUAGUUUAAAUAAAUAUGCUGUUUUAUUGUAACCAUUUUUUGUUUUUAUUAUGCCCAUGAAAUAUAUGUGUGAGAGGAUGGGGGGGGGGGGUCGUAAACACAUUAAAACGUUUACAGUGUUUUCAUAUCAUUGAGUACUC
Molecule: messenger RNA, 3892 nt
Organism: Dreissena polymorpha
Lineage: Eukaryota; Metazoa; Mollusca; Bivalvia; Myida; Dreissenidae
Product: carbonic anhydrase 2-like
Exons: 8
Coding region: 37-1038 (333 amino acids)
Cellular component (GO): plasma membrane
Molecular function (GO): zinc ion binding; carbonate dehydratase activity
Source: RefSeq, a predicted model, not a curated record